CAGAAACUGCUCUCCCUGUGGGACUCUGGUGGAAAAUAGGGCUGUGUGAGUUUGUCUCUGCGGGCAAAUGUGGAAAGAAAAAGAGACGGAAGACAAAAAACAUAGACUGGACCAAAAAGACAUGAAAAGGAUUAACAGAUGAGGAAGAUCGACAAAACAACACUUUCAACGAAGCUGAACUGAACCCCAGGAGGAGAGAAAGGAAAAGAAGAGCUACAGAGACUUGUCUGUACAAGAGGAAGGGGGGUGGCAUGACUGAGCAGGCUUUGACUUGCACCUUCAACAGUUGAGAGGAAACACUUAGUGACGCCUCGCAGACAGGAAAAUGAAGUGAUUUGAAGAAUAGUGUUAGAAAACAGCUGGAGGCUGCUGGGAAAGAUUACUUAUGAGGCAGCAAACAUAGGAAGGACGAAGAAAACUGGAAUCAUAGCGGCCGUGGCGGAGAGCAGACAGAGUGAAUGAGAGGAGAAACAGAAGCAGAGAGGGGCUAACGGGUAAGAAAGGUAUGAGGGGACAGAUCUUCAAGCCCCUCCUCUCUUUGAUGAUCACUGUCCUCCUGCUGGCGAGUCUGCUGACCACUUUCAUCUGGUACACGCUAGAAAACAACAGUGUGCAACCGAAACGAUUACUCUCUCAAAAGAAAACUGGUCCUCCAACAUCUGCUUCAUGCAAAGACUGCAGAGAAAAAAUAAACAAAGUGUUGGAACAGUACUCUGAAGCCUGGAAGAAACAAGAAGAGCGUUACCAAAAGUUCAGGUUGCAGCUGAACACAAAGUGCCAUGGUUUAGAGAAGGCUAUAAUUACCCAGGCAAACACUCCAGUGGGAACAAAACUUGUUUAUGAUGGAGAGAAGAAGAGAACUCUUCAAGUGAACCCAGAGAUUUUCAGCACCUUUUUUAAAGGGCAUCCCUUCCCAAAUAAAACAUGGCAUACAUGUGCUGUUGUUGGGAAUGGUGGGAUCCUGGCAAACAGUAGCUGUGGCAAAACGAUUGAUUCAGCCGAGUUUGUUAUCAGGUGCAAUCUACCUCCUUUGUCAAAUGGGUACGAGAAACAUGUUGGCAUCAAGACGGACCUUGUGACAGCAAAUCCAAGCAUCCUUGUGGAAAACAAGAAACAGUCUUUUACCUCUUGUCAAGAUGACAGGGAUGAAAUGCUUGAGAAGUUCUCACAAACCUUGGUUAUAAUCGAAGAAGAGGACAAAGAAAUCAAUCGUGUACAAGCUAAGAAAUUACUUUCUGAAAAAAAAACUGGUCCUCCAAGAUCUGCUUCAUGCAAAGACUGCAGAGAAAAAAUAAACAAAGUGUUGGAACAGUACUCUGAAGCCUGGAAGAAACAAGAAGAGCGUUACCAAAAGUUCAGGUUGCAGCUGAACACAAAGUGCCAUGGUUUAGAGAAGGCUAUAAUUACCCAGGCAAACACUCCAGUGGGAACAAAACUUGUUUGUGAUGGAGAAAACAAAACUCUUCAAGUGAACCCAGAGAUUUUCAGCACCUUUUUUAAAGGGCAUCCCUUCCCAAAUAAAACAUGGCAUACAUGUGCUGUUGUUGGGAAUGGUGGGAUCCUGGCAAACAGUAGCUGUGGCAAAACGAUUGAUUCAGCCGAGUUUGUUAUCAGGUGCAAUCUACCUCCUUUGUCAAAUGGGUACGAGAAACAUGUUGGCAUCAAGACGGACCUUGUGACAGCAAAUCCAAGCAUCCUUAUGGAAAAGUUUGGGGCACUAAUGGGGCGUCGACGUAAGUUUGUGGAAAGUUUGCACAGCUAUGGCGACUCCUUGCUGCUGCUUCCCGCCUUCUCCUAUCUCCACAACAUUGCUGUGUCUCUCAGAGCUUUUUAUACACUUGAGGACUUUGAAAGUCCCAUUCAACCUAUCUUCUUCAACCCGGGGUACCUCCAUAACCUGGCCCUCUUCUGGCGCUCUCAAGGCCUGAGAGCGAUGCGGCUCAGCACCGGUUUCAUGAUGGCAAGCUUGGCUCUGGAACUCUGUGACAACGUACAGCUGUAUGGAUUCUGGCCCUUUGAUUUUCACCCAUACAGCUUUCAAACUCUGACUAACCACUAUUAUGAUGACAAAAAAUUCAUGAUGAAUGUCCACGCCAUGUCAGAUGAGUUUAACCACUUGUUGCGUUUCCACAAUCAGGGUGUUCUCAAAUUGCACCUUGGAGACUGCAAAGCAGAGCCAAACUAGACUUCUCAGGCAAAGAGCCACGUGAAUUCCUAGUUGCCUCAGGUGAACCCAACCAUCAAGACUUUCUUUUAAUUACACGACUGUAUGGAAUAGACUGACUAACUCCACAGACCAGAACCUAUCUGCAACCACAAAACUUGUACUGAGAUCAAAAUGCAACAAAAAGAAGACAGUAACUAGUAUAGAUUUCAUCUUCUUUCACAACUUUAUUUAUGUUUUGUUCAGGUUGAUGUCUGGAAGAGACAAAGUAACGUGCCUUUGUGAGGCUAUCAUUGUUUAGUGCCUUAUGUUACAUUGUUAGUGAUGCAUUUUGAGUCAGGGUUACUGUUUUUUAAUGGAAACCAAAUACCUCCUUUAGAAUAAUAUUGUGACUAAAUAAAAACACCAGAUACUGAAUGUAAGUUGUUUAAUACAUUUAGCCACUUUGAAAAAAUAAUUUGUUUUAAAUAAACAACAUGAAUGCCUGUCCUGCCUUAAACAUAAUUAUAAUAGAUAAAAAAAAAUAAAAAUACAAAUUGCACAGUUUUUUACAUAAAUUAUAACACACGUUAGGUGCUUUUGGAUACACUUUGAGUGUCUUGUUCAGAGUUACAAGUCCAGAAGAAAUAUUAUACUGCCUUUUUGAGGAAAGUGUUGCUGCAAAGGAUGAGUGAAAGAAGAAUGAGUGGUUUUGAAUUGUUUUUAUCUGUUUGUCGGAGUUAUUUCUCUAUGUUGCAGCUCAACGCAGUUGCUGUAAUUUCUGAUUGUUCAAUAAAAUAAAAAGCUGGA
Poeciliopsis prolifica (blackstripe livebearer) is the source of this 2953-nucleotide messenger RNA. Its product is annotated as alpha-2,8-sialyltransferase 8F-like. Lineage: Eukaryota; Metazoa; Chordata; Actinopteri; Cyprinodontiformes; Poeciliidae. The transcript has 14 exons. The record is from RefSeq and is a predicted model, not a curated record. The coding region runs from base 506 to 2185 and encodes 559 amino acids. Gene Ontology annotation, molecular function: alpha-N-acetylneuraminate alpha-2,8-sialyltransferase activity. Gene Ontology annotation, biological process: oligosaccharide metabolic process; N-glycan processing.